Messenger RNA from Andrographis paniculata, 2684 nucleotides. RefSeq names its product plastidial pyruvate kinase 4, chloroplastic. Gene Ontology annotation, molecular function: pyruvate kinase activity; potassium ion binding; magnesium ion binding. The record is from RefSeq and is a predicted model, not a curated record. Gene Ontology annotation, cellular component: cytoplasm. The coding region runs from base 224 to 2416 and encodes 730 amino acids. Gene Ontology annotation, biological process: glycolytic process. The transcript has 6 exons. NCBI's taxonomy places the organism in Eukaryota, Viridiplantae, Streptophyta, Magnoliopsida, Lamiales, Acanthaceae.
GAUUCCAACCAGACACGUGCACGCCACACGCCAUCGCGCUCUCUCUCUCCCUCAGCAAAUUCAAUAUCUUCGUCUACGCUUCUUCAUCUGUCGCAGUCUAGAACCAAUAUCAAUCCGAGGGAAACAAAACAGUGGCUUGUAUUAUUAACUAUUUCCUUAGGUUGUUCUGGAGCAUUCGAUUUGGGGAAUAGCUUGAGGUACGGUACUACUUGUUGGUUGGUUGAUGAUGAUCGGAACUGUUUCUGUUUGCUCUGUAACUGAGAUAUCAGCAAUUCUGAAUCAUGCUAAUGAUCUGACAUCCCAAAUUACUUAUGGAAAACACACGUGUCUUCCUCAUACAAAUCUUACGUUGCUUUUUCAAAGCCAAGGAAGGAAACUCAAUGCAAAAACUAUUGCAUACAGUGUGUCACCUGAACAGGGUGACACUCAAAGACACAGCUUACCUCAUUUCACAGAUGAUCAAGUAUAUUUCGGCCCUGAGGAUGAUGGGCAUUUUGAAGAACCAAGAAAAGAGAGAGCUGCUUCCCCAGGGUCAUGUGAUAUCGGUUUUCAACCAAAUCUUGCAAAACAGGCAAACCAAGAGUGUCUUUCAGACAAACUGAAGGCUGUUCAUUUGCACAUUCUGGCUAUGGAACAGUGGAAUGCAAUGAAGCUUAAAAUGUGUCAUCGAAAUUACUCUGAAAGUGCAACAAAUCUAUUGCACUAUUUGGCACUAAAGGGCCUAGAUAUAGAACAGAUCAAAGAAGAACUUUCUUCUACUGGGCUUUCGAACUUAGACGAUGCAAAUCCUCAUGUUCUGUCAAGUCUUUCUGCAUGUAUCCAGAUGCUGACAAGCUCAAGAGCAGAUUCCAUUGCCAGUAAACAAGUUUCUGAUGAAGAACUUCCCGUUCAGAAAAGAUUAGGUAAUCAAAAGCUGGACCUUGGCAUGACUACAAUGAUGAAAAGGUCAUCUUCUAAUUCAGACCAACUUCUGGGUAAACUUCAAGCCCCGAAAGCAGCUCAUAUCAUGGCAACAGUCGGACAAGAGGCCCUUGAAAUUGAGACGCAGAUAUCAGAUCUUAUCAGUUCAGGGACUACCAUUUUCCGUAUCAACUGUGCUCAUGGGAACCCCGAAUUAUGGAGCAAAAUAAUCGCAACGAUAAGGAGGUGCUCUCAACAUCUGGAGAAACCUUGUAAGAUCCUCAUGGACUUAGCUGGACCAAAGCUUCGUACAGGAAAACUUCCGGAUGGUCCAUCUGUUGCAAAAAUUUCGCCCAAAAGGAAUGCAUUUGGUGGUGUGAUACGUCCGGCCCAAGUUUGGUUGAGUGCACCAGGAACAGGUCCUCCACCUGCUCACCUAUCCCCGGAUGUUGUUUUGCAAGUAGAUGGCCAAGAAUUUCUGAGUAAGCUGAAGGUAGAUGAUUCUGUGAGGUUCCGUGAUGCUCGUGGUAAACAGAGAACUCUCAGAAUUUCAAGCAAGUAUCCUAUUUUUUCGGGUGUUGGAUUCAUGGCUGAGUGCUAUAAGUCUGCAUACGUUGAGUCUGGCACGGCUCUUAUUAUUAAAGAGAAGAAGCAGAAAUCUUCUGUCGGACUUGCUGUUGAUGUCCCCCCUGCCGAGCAAUUUGUUAGGCUGAGAGUUGGUGAUUUAUUAACUGUUUGCCGAGAUUGUUCUGAUGAGCAGAAUACUCGAUCGUCUUCAACAACAGGAUCCCAUAGGAUAACUUGCCCAUCAGGUUAUUUAUUCGAUUCGGCCAAACCUGGAGAACCUAUUGCUUUUGAUGAUGGGAAGAUCUGGGGGGUUAUUAAAGGAACAAGCAGUUCAGAAGUAGUUGUAAAAAUCACUUACGCAAGUCCAAAAGGUACUAAGUUAGGCUCAGAAAAAUCCAUCAACAUUCCAGAGAGUGAUAUCCGAUACGAAGGUCUCACUUCAAAGGAUAUCGUGGAUCUCGAUUUCGUAGCUUCGCAUGCUGACAUGGUGGGCGUCUCAUUCGUUCGAGACGUUCGUGAUAUCACCUUACUGUACCAAGAACUUGCGAAGAGAAAGCUAUCAAAGUUGGGAAUUGUUUUGAAGAUCGAAACCAAGGGUGGAUUCGAGAACUUGCCGCACCUGAUUCUAGAAGCAAUGAAAUCUCCGAACCCGUUGGGCGUCAUGAUCGCUCGAGGCGACCUGGCAGUGGAAUGCGGGUGGGAGAAGCUCGCCGACUUACAAGAAGAGAUCAUUUCCAUCUGCGGCGCUGCCCACGUUCCCAUGAUCUUGGCAACACAGGUUUUGGAAUCACUCGUCAAGACGGGAAUCCCUUCCAGGGCAGAAAUAAUCGAUGCAGCCAAUGGAAGAAGGGUGAGCUGUGUGAUGCUGAACAAAGGUAAGCAUAUUGCGAAAGCUGUGUCGAUCCUCGAUACCAUUUUAGAUUGUAAUCAAAGGCAAAAGAAGAACUGAAACCUCCAUUGCUGUCCUCCUGCUAAAACUGGCUGACGAGAUUUUGUGUAGUUUACUUGUCGUGCGCAUCAUGAAGCCAACUUCCGAUCCAACGGUGGAGGGGGCGCCACGAUGGUGAGUAGAAUUGAAUGUUAAUUUAGUAUAUGCGUAUCGUUUUAAAGUGAAAUAGUGGUUUUAUAUAGUGUUUUGAUUCAAAAUUUAAUAAUAUUUUAGAGAAAUUAGUAAAAAUGAGAGAAUAUAAAUCAUAAGCGAAGGAAGAAGCAGGCCG